This is a messenger RNA of Pristis pectinata (smalltooth sawfish), 1385 nucleotides long. RefSeq names its product inositol polyphosphate 1-phosphatase-like. The transcript has 6 exons. The record is from RefSeq and is a predicted model, not a curated record. Gene Ontology annotation, molecular function: inositol-1,4-bisphosphate 1-phosphatase activity. NCBI's taxonomy places the organism in Eukaryota, Metazoa, Chordata, Chondrichthyes, Rhinopristiformes, Pristidae. Gene Ontology annotation, biological process: phosphatidylinositol phosphate biosynthetic process. The coding region runs from base 1 to 1254 and encodes 417 amino acids.
AUGGUGAAGCUGGGAGACCAGGGAUGGUGGAGACUGGGAAUACUGGCACAGAUACCUGGCUCUCAAGAUGUCAGAAGUUUGACUGCACUGGUCCAUGCCUCAGAAAAAUCUGCAAACAUUGCUCGUGCUUGCAAACAGGAGGAGGCGCUCUUCGGCUUUUGGUGCAGGAGAAAAAAGGCAACGAGAAAAAUAAGAAAUUUUGUUAGCGAUUUCAAAACAUUGGCAGAUGUGUUGGUUCAAGAGGUAAUCAAACAUGACAUGGGAAAAAAAUUUCCAGGACUGGAAGAUCACAUAUUUGGUGAAGAAUCAAAUGAAUUCACUAACAGUCUGGGAGAAAAGAUUAAAGUUGGAGUGUGUGCAACAGAGGAAGAUACAGCAGAGUUGCUGAGCAAAGUGCUAAAUGGUAAUAUGACAGCAGCUGAACUAUUGGCCUCAAUUGUUCACCGUGAUGUCUCCAUUGAAGAUCCAGCAUUGGAAAAGUUGACAACAGAAAUUCCCCAGGAUACCAUGGCUCUUUGGGUAGAUCCUAUAGACUCGACAUUUCAAUACAUAAAAGGAUAUGCUGACGAGAAGUCAAAAGAUGGAAUAUACUCCAAAGGCCUUCAGUGUGUAACUAUUCUAAUCGGAGUAUAUAACAGAAGUUCUGGGCUGCCUAUAAUGGGUGUCAUCAACCAGCCAUUUGUAACCCGUGACCCAGACAGUCUCAGGUGGAGUGGACAGUAUUUCUGGGGGCUUUCGUAUAAAGGCAUCAACAUAUGUUCACUACAAACUGAUGUAAACGCUGCUACUCAACCAGCUGAUGACCAGGUUGAUGUUUCAAGGCAGAAAGAGGAGAUGCAAGAUGGAGACGAUAAUUUGUCCGCUGUCAUUAGUACAAGUGAAAGUGAGAGUAUCAAGUCAGCAUUAUCGAUGCUACGAUUGUACUACGCUGCAGGUGCUGGCUACAAGAGCCUCUGUGCCGUGCAAGGUUUUGUCAGUGUCUACCUUUUGUCUGAGGAUACCACUUUCAAAUGGGACUGCUGUGCACCGCAUGCUAUACUGAAGUCCCUGGGAGGAGGUAUGGUAGACUUUCGAGAAUGCUUGAAAAGAAGAAAACUUGGUAAUCUAGAUGAACUUCCUGAACUGGUGUAUAAUACGCCAGUGAAUGGGGCUACAGGGGCAGACAGAUGGGCCAAUAAGGGAGGCUUAGUAGCUUACAGGUGUCGUAAGCAUUUGGACACCAUCAUGAACAUCAUUUCCAGCGUGAACCCCUGAUAUCAGUGACCACUUUGUAACUGACAUUCCAUUUUAAGAAAGCAUAUCUUAAGCUAUUAAUAUGUAGUUAAACUAUGGUUUGUGUGUCAUUUGGAUCGCACAUGACUCAGCAAUAAAACAAAAGCAAAGUA